Messenger RNA from Blumeria graminis f. sp. triticale, 273 nucleotides. Lineage: Eukaryota; Fungi; Ascomycota; Leotiomycetes; Helotiales; Erysiphaceae. The record is from the annotation of a GenBank genome assembly.
AUGAGCCUAGCCAGAUCAGUCAACGAACCUCAUUUCAAAAUAAUCGACAGGAGAGGCCAUUUUUCAAAAAAUACUGGCUGUGAAUGCGGUUCAAAAAAGUAUAGGAUGGUCGACGUCGAUUCUGCCGUAAGAGAUGCUUGUUUAGCAUAUCCAAUAAGUAAACGAAAGAGGAGUCUUUGGACAUUCUUUCAACCAAAGAGCCGUCCUAUUUCUUUUCCCGAAGCUCAGAAGUUUGUCUUUCCACGUGAUUCACAAAUGGCACCAAUGACUUAA